GUAUCACCCUAGAAUCGUACGUUGAAUAGGUUCGUCUUGGCCAUGGAAGGAGACAUGCUAGCGAUCGGCAUAGAUCUCGGCACAACCUACUCCUGUGUCGGAGUAUGGCGGAACGGUCGUGUGGAGAUCGUCGCCAAUGACCUGGGAGACCGCACCACGCCAUCCUGUGUCGCCUUCACCAAGAACGACAAGCUCGUCGGCGAGGGGGCUAAUAUUCAGGCCGCGCGUAAUGCAUCCAACACUGUCUUCGAUGUCAAGCGGCUCAUCGGCCGGAGUUUCUCUGAUGCGUCGGUGAAGACGGAUGCCAAGUAUUGGUCAUUUCAGGUGACGGAGGGCAGCAACGACAAUCCCAGGAUCAAGGUGAGUUACCUUGGGAAGGAGAAGGAGUUCUCGCCGGAGGAGAUCUCCGCCAUGGUGCUCGAGAAGAUGAAGGCGACAGCUGAGGUCUUCCUUGGAACGACCAUCCAGGAUGCAGUGGUCACUGUGCCAGCUUACUUCAACAACUCCCAGCGCAAGGCGACCAAGGAUGCUGCCACCAUUGCCGGCCUUAAUGUCUUGCGCGUUAUCAACGAACCUACAGCGGCUGCCAUCGCCUACAGCCUUGAGAGGAAGUGGGGAAACGCCAAACAGAGCAUUGUGCUAGUGUAUGACUUGGGCGGUGGGACGCUGGAUGUAUCCCUCGUCGUUGUCAAGAAAGAUGUCUUGCAGGUCAUGGCUACCUCCGGGGACAGCCACCUAGGAGGCGAGGAUUUCACCAACAAUAUGGUUGAUCAUUUCGUCAACGAAUUUAAGAGGAAGAACCACAAAGAUAUCAGGGGCAACAAGAAGGCGGUCCGGAAUCUGAGGAACUCGUGCGAGAAGGCCAAGAGGAUGCUCUCCUCCCAGGCCCAGACCGUUGUGGAUAUUGAAGCUCUUUUUGAGGGCAUCGACUUCCACGCACCCAUCAAUUGCGCCCUGUUCGAGCAUCUCAACGAGGACCUCUUGCGCAGAUGCAUGAAGCCCGUUGAGACGUGCUUGGAGGACGCCAAGGUGAACAAGGUAAAAGUGGACGAUGUUGUGCUCGUGGGGGGUUCCACACGUAUCCCCCGCGUGCACAAGCUCGUCAAGGACUUCUUCAAUGGGAAGGAGCCCUGCCAGAGCAUCAACGCCGACGAGGCCGUCGCAUACGGAGCCACCGUCCUGGCCGCCAUGCUCACUGACCACAAGAAGCAUGACAUCCACCUGCAUCUCAUCGACGUCACGCCCCUCUCACAGGGCAUAAGGGUCAAGGGAGAUCUCAUGACCGUGAUGAUCCCGAGGAAUACCACCAUCCCCGCAACGAUGGAGUACACCUUCGAUACAAGUGUGGACAACCAGUCCGGCAUGUCUUUGGACGUGUACGAGGGUGAGCGGGCCAUGACAGCCGACAACAGCAUGCGUGGCAGGCUCACGCUUUCAGGCCUCACGUUGGCUCCUAAGGGGGUCACUAAAGUCAACGUGCGGUUUGACAUUGAUGAAGAAGGGAUCCUCCAUGUCUCGGCAGAAGACAAGAAGUCCGCUCAGAAGGAGAAGAUAACCAUCAUGCAUGACGUGGGGCGUUUUAGCAUGGAGGAGAUUCAGAGAAUGGUGAAGGAGGCCCAGGAGUACAAGGCCGUGGAUGAGGAGCACAAGAACAAGGUACAAGCACGGAACGACAUUGAGGGUUUGCUAUACAAGAUGUGCAACACUCUCAAGCUCCAGGACGCAGUUGAUGAGGCUACAAGCUGGCUCCAAGACAACGAGCUCACCACCAGCCAGAUUAAUGACAAGAAGAAGGAGCUCGAACGCAUCCACGAUAGCACUGUCACCGGUCAGACUAGUACACCAUGAAAACAACUAAGGCUCUCCCAAUAUGUUCAGUCAUUUAUUUAUUUAUUUUGCUAAUGACUUGCUGCAAAAUAAAUGCUAUAUCAAAGUGUUUUUCCUUUUAUG
Messenger RNA from Triticum aestivum (bread wheat), 1950 nucleotides. Its product is annotated as heat shock cognate 70 kDa protein. The record is from RefSeq and is a predicted model, not a curated record. The transcript is spliced from 2 exons. Bases 43 to 1848 code for a protein of 601 amino acids. Gene Ontology annotation, molecular function: ATP-dependent protein folding chaperone; ATP binding. NCBI's taxonomy places the organism in Eukaryota, Viridiplantae, Streptophyta, Magnoliopsida, Poales, Poaceae.